Molecule: messenger RNA, 1750 nt
Organism: Dufourea novaeangliae
Lineage: Eukaryota; Metazoa; Arthropoda; Insecta; Hymenoptera; Halictidae
Gene: Vps45
Product: vacuolar protein sorting-associated protein 45
Exons: 8
Coding region: 1-1686 (561 amino acids)
Biological process (GO): intracellular protein transport; vesicle-mediated transport
Cellular component (GO): Golgi membrane
Source: RefSeq, a predicted model, not a curated record
AUGAAUUUGGUAGUGGCUUUAAAAUUUUACAUUACACGAAUGACAGAAGAAAGUGGUCCUGGCAUGAAAGUUCUUUUGAUGGAUAAACAGACGACAAGUGUCGUGAGUUCGUUGUAUAGUAAAUCGGAAAUCUUCACGAAGGAAGUUUACCUGUUCGAAAGAAUUGACACAAACACUCGAAACGAGGGAUUAAAGCAUUUGAAAUGUAUAGUGUUCGUAAGACCAACAGAAGAGAAUGUCGAAUUACUGUGUAAUGAAUUAAGAUGCCCUAAAUAUGGAACAUAUUAUAUUUAUUUCAGCAACAUUAUUGCCAAAGCGGAUAUUAAACUUUUGGCUGAAAACGACGAACAAGAAGUGGUAAAGGAAGUGCAUGAAUACUAUGCAGAUUAUUUAGCUAUUAGUCCACACUUAUUUUCACUUGGAAUCAACGCCUGCUCACAGGGUUUACUAUGGGUUCCAGUACACUUGCAUCGAACUCUCUUAGGCAUAAUUUCUGUGUUACUAUCAGUUAAAAAAUGUCCUUAUAUACGCUAUCAAAGUAGCUCUGAAAUGGCAAAGAGAUUGGCAGAGAAAGUACGAGAAGUACUGAGUAAAGAAUCAAAUUCAUUUGACUUCAGACAAGAAACAAGCCCAGUUUUACUUAUAUUAGAUAGAAGAGACGAUCCUGUUACACCAUUAUUAAAUCAAUGGACUUAUCAGGCAAUGGUUCAUGAGUUACUAACCAUUAAUAAUAACCGUGUUAAUUUGUCACACGUGAAAGGUAUUUCAAAGGAAUUGAAGGAAGUUGUCCUUAGUGCAGAGCACGAUGAAUUUUAUGCAAAUAAUUUGUAUCACAAUUUCGGUGAGAUUGGACAAACUAUAAAAGAACUGAUGGACGAAUUUCAAAAAAAAGUUAAGAAACAUCAAAAAGUAGAAAGUAUAGCUGACAUGAAAACCUUUCUAGAAACCUAUCCUCUAUUUAAAAAACUGUCUGGUACCGUCUCAAAACAUGUAACAGUAGUUGGAGAACUUUCAUCACUGGUGGAACGUCAUCACUUACUGCAAGUAUCAGAAUUAGAACAAGAACUUGGUUGUCAAACUGAUCACUCUGUGCAGCUACAAAAAGUAAAAGAACUUAUUAAUAGUCAACAAAUCCAAGAAAUUGAUAUGGUAAGACUGGUGAUGUUGUAUGCACUUCAUUAUGAAAAAUAUGCAAAUAACGACAUUAACGGAUUAAUGAGCUUACUGAAAAGUAAAGGAGUAUCUGAAAAAAAUGUUAAGCUUAUACAUAACAUAUUAGAAUAUAGUGGCAUUAACACAAGACAAAAUAAUUUAUUUGAUCGUGAAUCAGUAGCAAAAAUUACAAAAAAAUUAUUCAAAGGUUUAAGUGGAAUAGACAACAUAUACACUCAACAUACACCAUUAUUGAAUGAAACACUUGAGGACUUAAUAAAAGGAAAGUUAAGUUCACAAACAUAUCCAUAUCUUGGAAACACAAUAAUAUCGAAGAGGCCGCAGGAUAUAAUUGUAUUUAUAAUCGGUGGAACAACGUAUGAAGAAAGUUUGACUGUGUAUAAUUUAAAUAAGCAAAAUUUGGGAGUAAAAAUUAUUUUAGGUGGCACUACUGUUCAUAAUUCGCAAAGCUUUUUAGAAGAAAUUCAAUGUGCUACUUCAGGCAUCUUAUCAAAGUACAAACAUAAUCAUUAAAAAGGAUAUAUGUAUACAUUUUUUAUUAAGAUAUUUAUUUAUACAAAUUUAUGUAUAUGCCCUG